GGCUUUAUGGGCGGAAAUGUUUACUCGGGCGUUUUGGGUCAUCACAAUCCACACAAGAGCACACUUCUCCGUUAAGAAGGAAAGAAAAACACCACAUUUCGCACCAAGCAGCGAUCCAUCGUGAGUGUGUCAAAAUGUGUAAAGUGAAAAUUUUGAAAUCGUUGGUGAAGCAGCGUCUUAACGUGGCCGUCGAAGAGAUUUUCGGAUUGUUCGAAAGAACCAUCGCGGAGUACGAGGAGGAACUUUGUCGAACCAAAAAGGAGAACGAGCGACAACGCGACCUACUGGACGCUAUUCUCAACCCUCAAGUUCGACUGAACAGAACAGAUGUGCAGCAGGUGUUGGUGGAGAGUCAAGAAAUAGGCGAAGAGCCUGCGCAGCCCCCCCACAUUAAAGAAGAAGAGGAGUGGAAUAGUCAAGCCUGCCAGGAGGCUGGCAUCACCAUGCUCACACCAUCUGGUGUCCAUGUAAAGACCGAAGACAACAACGACGGUCAGCCUUUGCCACGUCAAAGUGAGGACAACCGAGGGGCCAGGUCGGGACAAUGCUCGUCAGCAGAAGCCGAAGAUCUCCACUCGCGAGCAAACUACAUGGCGCCGCUAUCUGAUACGGAAGAUAUGACAUCCCGCUCCUCGGACAGCGUCAACACAAAAAAAGUUCCAAACGCCAAAAAAGCCAAAAAACGCAAAUGCUCCGAAUGCGGUAAAACGUUUGCCUGUGAAAGCGAUUUAAAAAGACACAUGGUCACGCACACGGGUGAGAAACCGUUUGCGUGCUCAGUGUGCAAUAAAAGAUUCCCCUUUAAGCAUCGCAUGCUCAUACACAUGACUAUACAUACGGGCGAGUAUACACAUUCCUGCUCAGUUUGCGGGAAAGGAUUCCGAUAUAGGUGUGACAUGGAAGGUCACAUGAGCAAACACACCGGCCAGAAACUGUACUCGUGUUCGAUUUGCGCUAAAAGUUUGUCUUGUAGAGCGACGCUUCGGAAUCACAUGAAAAUACACACCGGGAAGAAACUCCGUACCUGCCCCAUUUGCGGGAAAGGUUUAUGCGGGGGCGCGUCGUUCGGCGCACACGUGAGAAAACACACGGGGGAGAAACCUUUUGUCUGCCCAGUCUGUAACAAAUGUUUCUCCCGUAAGGACACACUCGGUUUACACAUUAAGCGUCACAAUAAGCGUCACACUGACAGUCAACAAUAACAGUGCCACAAUGCUGUUGCUGAUUGCCUAUAGUCAAAAUUAAAACAUUUGCAAACAUCUGAGUUUACUUUGGAAAACAAUGAUCGUCAAUCCUUCGAUAAUUGUUAAUAAAUACUUAUAAUAUAACUAAUAGAAAUUAAUUUUAUAAAAUAUAAUUACAACCAAAACUGUAUCCUUUGUUGAGAUGUAAUAAAAAUACUGGUAUGAUUUCCUCAUUUUCUGUUUAGAUUAAAUUAAUAAUCAUUAUAAUUAUUAAUAAUUAAGAUUAAUAAUAAGAAUAAAGAUUUUUUCCAAGGACAUAUAUCUCAAAUGUUUCUCAUUUUUUUUAUCCAGGUCAUUUCUUCAUUGUGUUUGUCAUAAAUUGAAGAAAAUUGUCCGAAAAGACACAGGUACAAUUGUUAAUGUCCAUGUAAAAUAUGGUUCGAAAAUCAUAUUUGAAGAAAUAAAAUAUUAAUCGAAUAAUAA
Molecule: messenger RNA, 1667 nt
Organism: Syngnathus typhle (broad-nosed pipefish)
Lineage: Eukaryota; Metazoa; Chordata; Actinopteri; Syngnathiformes; Syngnathidae
Product: zinc finger and BTB domain-containing protein 24-like
Exons: 2
Coding region: 135-1202 (355 amino acids)
Cellular component (GO): nucleus
Source: RefSeq, a predicted model, not a curated record